Molecule: messenger RNA, 3843 nt
Organism: Carassius carassius (crucian carp)
Lineage: Eukaryota; Metazoa; Chordata; Actinopteri; Cypriniformes; Cyprinidae
Product: mothers against decapentaplegic homolog 2
Exons: 12
Coding region: 447-1853 (468 amino acids)
Biological process (GO): transforming growth factor beta receptor signaling pathway; anatomical structure morphogenesis; cell differentiation
Cellular component (GO): heteromeric SMAD protein complex
Molecular function (GO): DNA-binding transcription factor activity, RNA polymerase II-specific; RNA polymerase II cis-regulatory region sequence-specific DNA binding; I-SMAD binding
Source: RefSeq, a predicted model, not a curated record
UUAUGUUAGGUUGCGCGCGCUGGAGGCCGUCGUCUGCUGCUGUAAUUCGGCUACAGUGGGAAGGAAAAUAUUGUUUAAAAUCGACUUUUCCCCACUCACGAAUAAUCCGUUUGGCUCGGAUUUUACGCUGCUCAUUCCUUACACAGAAAGCACCUCGCUAAAAGGGCAGACCGGGAAAGAGAGUCGAUUAGCGGCCCAUGCAGCCAUAACGAGCCCGCGAUACACCAUCAGACCGCUGGAGAAGAAGGUAACCCCUCGCCCCUCUUUCCUUUCCUGUUUCCUAAGCUCCUCUGUCCCCUGCCCCUCAUAAUCAGCCCAGAGACCCUCUUCCUAAAGGCCAUUUAGGAACUUUGGGUUUGUUCCUCCCCAUUCUCCCAGCCUCCAUCUGUCUCCCUAACUCCACCUGCCCAGUAGGGGGCUGACCGCUUAUUGGACACCCCAGAAACAUGUCCUCCAUCUUGCCUUUCACUCCGCCCGUGGUGAAGCGUCUGCUGGGCUGGAAGAAGUCGGCCAGCGGUUCGAGCGGAGCGGGAGGCGGCGGAGAGCAGAACGGCCAGGAGGAGAAAUGGUGCGAGAAGGCGGUUAAAAGCCUGGUGAAGAAGCUGAAGAAGACGGGCCAGCUGGACGAGCUGGAGAAAGCCAUCACCACACAGAACUGCAACACCAAGUGUGUCACCAUUCCCAGCAAUUGCUCUGAAAUUUGGGGACUGAGUACACCAAAUACGAUAGAACAGUGGGAUACCUCAGGCCUUUACAGCUACCCUGACCAAACCAGAUCUCUGGACGGCCGUCUGCAGGUGUCUCACCGCAAAGGUCUGCCUCAUGUCAUCUACUGCCGCCUGUGGCGAUGGCCCGACCUGCACAGCCACCACGAGCUGCGCGCCAUCGAGACCUGCGAGUACGCCUUCAACCUCAAGAAGGAUGAAGUCUGCGUCAACCCCUACCACUACCAGCGGGUGGAGACGCCAGUUCUUCCUCCUGUCCUUGUGCCAAGACACACGGAGAUCCUGACUGAGCUGCCUCCUCUGGACGACUACACCAACUCCAUACCGGAAAACACCAACUUCCCAACAGGGAUCGAGCCUCCUAACAAUUAUAUACCAGAAACUCCUCCACCGGGGUACAUCAGUGAGGAUGGGGAGGCCAGCGACCAGCAGAUGAAUCAAAGUAUGGACACAGGUUCUCCUGCAGAACUGUCACCGAGCACACUCUCGCCUGUCAAUCAUGGCUUGGACCUUCAGCCAGUGACUUACUCGGAGCCCGCUUUUUGGUGCUCUAUAGCUUACUAUGAACUCAACCAGCGGGUCGGAGAAACCUUCCACGCCUCUCAGCCGUCCCUCACCGUGGACGGCUUCACAGACCCCUCCAACUCCGAGCGCUUCUGCCUGGGCCUGCUGUCCAACGUCAACCGCAACGCCACUGUGGAGAUGACCCGGAGACACAUAGGACGAGGGGUCAGGCUGUAUUAUAUUGGUGGGGAAGUGUUUGCCGAAUGUCUUAGCGAUAGCGCCAUCUUUGUUCAAAGCCCUAACUGUAAUCAAAGGUAUGGCUGGCACCCUGCGACGGUCUGUAAAAUCCCUCCAGGCUGUAACCUGAAGAUCUUCAAUAACCAGGAGUUUGCGGCACUGCUGGCUCAGUCAGUGAACCAGGGCUUUGAAGCAGUAUAUCAGCUGACCAGGAUGUGCACCAUUCGCAUGAGUUUCGUCAAAGGCUGGGGAGCUGAGUACAGACGACAGACGGUGACGAGCACCCCCUGCUGGAUCGAGCUUCACCUGAAUGGCCCCCUGCAGUGGCUGGACAAGGUCCUGACCCAGAUGGGCUCGCCCUCCGUACGCUGUUCCAGUAUGUCCUAAUCACCUUGACCAAGCUCUCUGUCCUCUGCCCCCAAAAUGACUGAUUCUACAAUCACAUCAACCGACAACUCAAAGACUUUAACCCCGCCCCCUCUUUCUCUUUCAUAGUAAUCGUGAGCCUUUCUCUAUCUCUGUCCUCCUGACACUGAUGUUCUCUCCAUUCGGACCUGAAUUCAGCACUUGCUGUCUCAUCAGCUUCAUGCACCUUUAAUUCUCUCUUUUGUUUUCUUUCAUAAACCCUCAAUAUUAAAUGUAUUGGUAGUAGAAUUUGAAAUGUAUAUUGGUUUUUAUUUUAUUUUCAUGGUUUUCGAGAAGGAGGGAAGGUGCGUAUAUUGUGUGGAAGUUCAAGAAGGCAGUAAAUAACUUCACACACUUGUAGCGGCAAUACUUUUCUCCCCCUGAUGAAGUAAAUACUCUGAAACUCUUUUAACGAUUAAUUUUCCUGGAUGCCGAUCCCAAUCCCGUCAUUCAAGGAGGUUACUUUUUCUGGCAAAAAGUUGCGUUAUUUGUUUUUAUACACUGUGUUAUUGUGUAGAUUGACACCUUGAGACUUAAUCAUGGAUUUUGAUUUUUUUUUUUUUCGAUUUCUUUCCCCAAACCACUAUAUAAGAAUGUUGCCUUUGAUUUGAGGUAUGCUGCUGUAAGUCAUGCUUCUUUUCUUCAAACUUAUAGAAUGUUUAACACACACACACACACACAAAAAAUAGCCCUCGUUCAAUUCGAAGUUUACGCUGCCCCUCAGAAUUAACUUUUUAUUCACUGGGUGAAAUAUUCAUUAGUUAGCUGUGGAGUGGUUUUAGAGUCUUGUUUCUUCAGAAAGUUGCUUCAUUUAGGGAUGAACUAAGACUUUUGAAGGUUAUUAAAACGUCUCGCACAGUCCAGAUCUUUAAAAUAAAAACGACAAAAGAAUAAAAAACAAAUCCAAGUAUUGAAGCUUUAAGUGUUAAUAAACUAGGUUAUCCUUCACACAAUUCCAAGAUUUUUUUCCCCUUAUCUUUCUUUUAGCUACUUUUUGUAUUUUCAUGUAUUUUUAUAUAUAAAUAUAUUUAAGAUCUUUAAAGCUCUCUUCCUUUUUAUUAGAAUUGAAUAUUUUUUUAGAUCAUGCCCUCUUUUUAAAGGAACAUGGCUUCAUAAUGAGAUGUCCUAUCAUACGAAAACGUUAUUUAGCAUGGAAUUUUUAUAAGUGCAGAUAUCUUUUCUCCUCUUUCUCUGCUUUCUAGUUCAAGCUGUUGUCCCGGUCAACGUUUAGCCUUGAUCUCGAACCCCCCUGAAAUACAUCUGACUUUCGUUUUCUUUUAGUUGCUUUCCUCCCAUGUUCACAACACAAGACUGUAUAACCCACCGGCCUCGAAGUACGGUUACGUGAAGGGGAAGCUCAUCCUGCGGGUUCUAUUUGUUUGCAAUUGGGGAAUAAAUAAGACUAAACAGGUUGCUUUUACAGGGAGAACUGUGCAACUUUAGUUAGUGUGCUCGUUGUACAACUUUUGCUAAUGACUGUGAUAUAGCUGUCUGUUAUUCUUUACUUGUUGUGGCAGUGACCAGGCGUUGCAAAUAUCCAUUCCCCUCUUCCCACCUCUGUCUCCAUAUUUUCCUUCAUUGAUCUUAACUACUCUUGCGAUUUGUACUUUUAAGUGCAUCAAGUAAAAUGCUGAUGAAGAUGUGGUGGCCCGUUUUUAAAGCUGAUUAAGACACUGGGAACAAUCUUUUUGCCAUUUUUGACUGGGUGUGGAAAGAAAACCAAAUAGAACUGAAAGUGGACCAGACAUAUAUGCAUAUAAAUGUGUGUGUAUAAUUUUAUUUUCCUUUUUUUUUUUUCUCUCUCUCUCUCUCUCUCUCUCCUAUUUUGCAAGCAUUUAACAGUUGGUGAGCUUGUUUUACCAUUAGAGAGAUGUAUUGGUAGGACGUGAACUUCAGGCGAUAAGCUUUUCAGGCGUGUUGCAUAUGCAGACUUCAUGAAUACACUAAUAAAAAGUUUUAAUUCUCAUGUUAA